AUGAGCUUUUUGGAAAAGAAACGAUCAUUAACGAGCGAAAUCGCCGAUGAAACUACAAAGAAAAACGGUUUUGAGGAACGGAGACUGCAAAAAAGACUUCAAGACAUCGAGCGAAGCGCUUUGAAACAACAAAAGAAACGUAGCAACGAACAACUCGAAUACGCUCUUGAAAACCUUUCCCUUGAAGAUGUCAACGCAUUCAACAGCCUCACAAGGAAGAUUCUUAAAUCCAGUUUUCUUCCUCCGAUUAACCAAAAGCCAGCAGGUGGCUCAGGUGAAGGAAAACGUGGAAACAGGAAUGAGAUCUUAGCAGAAAGGCUCAGAGGCUCGAGAAUGAUCCAUAGCUAUCUUGAUAAGCAGAAACAAAGAUGGUUGACGAGAAGUUUGUCGGUUGACUCAGGACUCAUUCCUCUUUCUGGAAAUCGAACUGUGGAAGAAACGGAGUUGAAACCUGGCCCUUACUCAGCUUUUGUGAAAAGACAGCUUGCUGGCUCGCUCUCUGACGUAUCCUGCCCAACAGUGUUUGUUGGCGCAGUCACCAAUUUCAGUCACGUAGCUCAAGAAGGGCGCAAAUUUGAGGAUAUAAAAAGCAUUCAAAACACCCGAAGAGUUGAUUUUGCUGACGAUAUCAAAGAGCAAUUGGAAAGAUCCCGGUCAAAGCCGACACUACGGAAAAGGCAAUCCAACCAUCACCUUUCAUGUCAACCAAAAAUUCAACACAGCUGCCUGAGUGAUGCCAUUGUAUACAAACUUGAAAUGCGAAAAAGGGAGCGACUGAAACUAUAUCAACAAAGUGGCGAUUCUUGUACCUGAUACUAAUUACAAUGCCUGAGACAGUAGGACACGAACUGAUUUAAAACAUUUUUAUAGAUUACUUAAAAGUAUAUUUGCCAUCGUAUUUAUUUCAGCGUGUUUACAAAUCUAGUUUCUAAGUUAUGUAUUUAGCUGCUGAUCUUUUUCAAUCAGUUUUAAAUUAAUAAAGAGUACAUGUACGCAUAUCAACACAUCUCUCUCGAGUUUUUUUUUUUUGAAACGCUUAAAGAGUAAAUAAACCGUUGAUGUUUCAUUCUGUAGAUUUCUCACCGAACACUAAUAGUAUCAGAGCUUUAAGGAGGCAUGUUUUUAAUCCCAUGUAAGAUAUAGUAGUGAUUCACUGCUUUUCUGACCGAUGAAAAUGCUCAUUUUUGUGGUCAUGAAAGAAUUCAAAAACUUUUAUUUAACAGAGCUAUGUUACUUCCUGGUUGAAAUCGUCUUAGAAGGGCAAACAAACACUUAUCAAGAAACUCUCUAGCAAUUCUUAGUGAUACUUCAGGUGAAAGUGUUUUCAUAAUCGACCAUAGAGGUCGGUGGAAAUUGCCCUAUCGAUAUUUCAAAGCGAGAACUAUAUAUUCUGAAACCGUACCACAGAUGCUGGCGAUAUGGGAAAGUAAAGACAAAAUUGAUCACUUAAUAAUGAGUUUGAUUGAUCGAAAGUGCAAUUGAGAGGUAUGUUGUUCCUUCCGAUGCGUCACGUCCUGAUCAUUGUAUGGUGAGCCUGUUGAAUGGUGUUUUAUAGAUAUGAUGAUAGCUUCCCACCGGUAAUGGCGAGCAAUUACAUCAAGCGUGGAACUUGCUGGGAAAGCCAUCCUUGAGUUUGCGGUUUUCUAGUUGAAGUUUGGCGGGAAUAAAUCCGAAAACGUUCGGACAUUGAUUUCUUUUUCAUUAGCAAUGUUUAACUGGCGACACACUGAUAUACAUGUCGGAAGAUUUGACUUUUUGUCAUUAGUUAUAGAAACUAUUUACAGAUUUUAUUUUACAGUAAAGCUAUGUUAUUGGCUGAGUGUGUCAGUUUUAUUUUAUUCUCUCUGAAUUAAAGGCUGUUUAAUUCAAAGCGCUUUCUUUGAUGUAAAAAGAAAUUACAUCGGCAAUGGGCCAGCAAAUUCAUCAAGAAUUCAAUAAAUUAAGGCGCAAAAAGCGCUUGCAACAACUAAUUAAAAUUUACGUUAACUGAAAAAGAAAAUUUUUGUGAGACUAAUCUUGGAGUGUUUCGGAAUGUGUUUGAUAAAAUAUGAAUGACCGCCUUCUUUAUCGAAUCAGUAUUCACCAAAAAGCAUAGUUUUUUUUUAAUCUAAGACAAAAUCAAUUGCAAGCCUCAGGGCGAUGGUUUUCCGCGAGGGAAGGUUGUAGGUUAUGCAAAAUUAUAAAAGGAAAAUAAAAAUUAUAUAGCAACUCUAUCGUAAUUAACGGCCCUUGAAGAGUUUAAGAUUUUAAAUAUUCAUAAUCGCCUAAGGAAAGCUGAUUUUCUGUCAAAUCGAGGCACUCAAUUGAUGCCAAAGUGACAUUCGAGGAUCAACUAGUAAGGUACUACCUUAAUAGGCCGGGUGCACCCACGCUGCAAGCUUUAAGUCGGUACCUUUGAACAGCAGCUUAAAAGUUGUUUCAGCGCGAUUCCAAUUCUUUCCAAUUUGGACGUGUGCUUCCAACGUUAAAGUAAGUAUGCUCAGAAUACUGGCAUUAUCAUUCUUCAGAUUAAUAACUACAGAGGCCGAACUGACAUAUGGGAUAAAGCCAAAGCUGUAUUAUGCUGCAAAAUUGACACAAAAAUCUGAGACGCGAACUUCAAUCGAAAAAUUUUGUGCCCCAAAUUGAACUUAAAUAUGAAUAAGGUAAUUAAAUUGAUUUGUAUGAGGUUUCUCAACAAUUCCUUUAAUCGACACAAAAGAAUGUAGAGGAUAACAUGUUUGCAGUACUUGAAAGUUAAUCCCUUCAAAUAUCUUCGGGAUUACGAAAUUCAUGCUAAGAAGAUCUUUUAGGGUAAAAAAAGUUGUCACAAAUUAAGACAACAGCUUAUGUUUUCCACCCCUCAUGAAACAAAUUAUGAUUUGAAGAUCCCUCCAUAUUAUCCUAACAAUGAAAUCAUAAAUUACACAAAUGGAAAUAUACUCUUGCAGCAAUCGUUUUUUGAGGUAUAAAAGUAGAUAAUAUAAGAUCAGUUCCAUCAAAUUUAGCAGAAGAUUAAGUUUAAGAAAAUAAGAUUCCAAAACUUUUGACGUUUUAGUGUCAAGCUGGCGUCAGAUUGCUGAGGUUAAUCCUUUGAAGUGCAAAACGUUCUUCGGGAAAAAAUUCCUUGUAAUUAAAAUCGUCUUUGUCUUCAUCAGUUCAAUUUCAAGGACGAUGAGCGCAAAGGAUUCAUUGCCCAGGAAACAAAGUAGCAAUAGUCGUAUAAACAAACAAAACGCGUAUCGAGUUCUUAGCCACGAACUUCAGUCACCCUCGACCGAUCUUCUGCGAUCGAGAUGCGACGAUACACAAAUAUUUUGUGCUCGAGAAGCCGGCGGAAGCCAUUUCAGGUCGCAGUCAGAAAUCGUAUAUUCCCUUCAAGAAAGAGAUGGCUCCCUAAUCAGGGACAAUCAAAGGUGUCAAGAAUUUUGCCCCAGUAAUGGUAGAAAUUUUCACGAAAGCAAAUUGCCGAAGAUAACCCAAGGAGAUGCAGCGACGAAUAAACAUUUAGUAGGUGAUUGGAAGGCAAUAGCGACAGAUAGCAUAAAAAGGUCCCGUGCAAAGAGCACGAGUGUUCUGCCAGACCUAUCAGGAAGUAUGGAGAAGGUGGUAAAAUUCAGACCUGCUACACCUUUGACAAAACAGCAAGUUGAGGACUUAAACGAUAAGGUUGCCGCAUCUCAUGACAAAUCGCAUGAUUUGGCCAAAUGGCUCAGAGACCAACAGUAA
This is a messenger RNA of Pocillopora meandrina, 3708 nucleotides long. NCBI's taxonomy places the organism in Eukaryota, Metazoa, Cnidaria, Anthozoa, Scleractinia, Pocilloporidae. The record is from the annotation of a GenBank genome assembly.